UACCAUUAGGGAAAAUUGACAAUCGUGAACAGGCAAACAAAAUCAGAAAAAUUUAAUAAUUAUUUUGAUUGAAAUUCUUUUCCCUGAAAAAUACAUUUCAUUUUAUUAAAAAUAUGUCAGAAAACCAAAACGAGCCAAGUUUGAGUCAAUAUUUUGCCAACGAUCCUCCCAGUUUUUUCGAUCAUCUUGCAGGAAAAGAUGGCAAAAAAUCCGCCCAGGUUCCAGAAUCAUAUGCUUCGUAUGACUUACUUCAAUCAUCAUCAAUGGUUGAUCCGAAAUCUAACGUUCCAGACAGCGUUCGUGAUUUGUGGGAGCUACCCGUGUUAGAACCGAAAGUAUCCGUCCCACUCACUAUGCCCGGUGUAAGUGUGGCCACUGAUUUGAAUGAUCCUGUGCAGGAGGCGGUUAGUGUUCUUGUGGACCCGGUGGAAGCUCAGCACCGGAAAAUCCUAUCACCGGACGAUGUCACGCAAGACGAGCGCGGUUUGAGGGAACUGAUCGAGCACGGAUGUUUCCGAUCGGCCGUCAAUCUUACGGCCAGGUUGUUAUUUAUUAAGCAGCAAGGCUUUGGCCGGGCAGGUUACACAGUCAAACAUUCGCCCAACUCGUUACAACUCUGGUUCACACGGUUGGCACUUUUGGUGAAGCUUGGCCAGUUCGAUAUAGCCAACGUUGAGGCGGAACCGUUUGGGUCACUGAACAAGCCAGACGUGUUCUACGAAUUUUACCAUCCGGAUAUGCAUUCGGAUAAGAAAGGAUCAAUGGCUUCAUUUUCAUUUAGGUUGCUGUUGGCGGAACUACCAAUUUAUCUGGGAUUCCCAAGAGUUGCACUGGAUCGCUUGACUGAAAUGUUGGCCAUUACCAGUCAAAUUAAAAAUUAUUUCGAACGAUUGCCGAAAGAAGAGGCCAAUAAAAAUUCGGCACAUUUUUGGCACUUGAGAGAAAAGCGCCUUCUACAUUCCAUCGUAAACUGUUCGAUUAUUUUGAAGGAUUUCAGUCUUACUGAUCAGUUGAUUCGUCGGCUGGCUGACGAUCAAACUGCGUCUGUGGAUGAGAAGCGUUCGUUAAUGUCUGCAUGGGGAAGAAUUCGGCUGCAGUGCGGAGACAUCUACGGCGCAGAGAAGAAAUUCUCCGAAGCGAAAAGAUUACGAGAUGGCGAUCAAACCGAGCAACCAGAUGUGCGAGAUCUAGUCGAUCGUGGCUUGCUGGCGGUAGCACAAAAUGAUUUUCAAAGUGCUUUUGAUUUAUUCCAGAAGGCAUCUGUACUGGAGUCCAACAACACCAUGCUUUAUAAUAAUAUGGGAGUAUGUUUGUUGUAUUCGGGGAAGCUGAAGGAUGCAAUCAAAAUGUUUGAGAGCGCAGUUCAAAGAAACCCGAAACUGGCACUAAACGAGUCAUUGUUGGUUAAUAUCUCCACUCUUUACGAAUUGGAGUCGAACAAUGCGAAAGAUAAGAAGAUUGCACUCCUGAAAUUGGUCAACAAGCAUCGAGCGGACUUGUGCGUGGAUUUAGAUAUUUGCCUGAAGCUUAAAAUCGUUGCAUAAAACUUGAUUUAUACAAUCAACGACACAGCUAUCGCAGUUUAGUAUUAGGCACAUAGUUUUAAUCUGUUUAAUUACAGUAUAUCUUGUAAAAAAAUAAACUUUCGAGAUUUGUUGUAUUUAUUGUAAUGUUGUCUCGGGAUUACACCCAGGUUUUUUUUUACACGGUUGGAAUUCAUUAAUUUCUCGGGUAACCUGAAUUUUCACUGCUUUCUAAAUACCCCCUGAAUUUUCUUUGAUUUUUUCUGAAUUUUUUCGUGGGGUUAACUCAUUGUUUCAUUGAUGCUGAAGGUCUUAAACGACUAAAACCAAACCGUAUAAAAAAAACCUGGGUGUAUUAUAUUACCACAUAUUACCUAAAUAAAAAAGGAUGCUUUAAAUAUUUGUUGUGUCUCAAAAAUACCCAAUACA
Armigeres subalbatus is the source of this 1952-nucleotide messenger RNA. RefSeq names its product trafficking protein particle complex subunit 12. Gene Ontology annotation, cellular component: Golgi apparatus; TRAPP complex. NCBI's taxonomy places the organism in Eukaryota, Metazoa, Arthropoda, Insecta, Diptera, Culicidae. The coding region runs from base 114 to 1544 and encodes 476 amino acids. The record is from RefSeq and is a predicted model, not a curated record. Gene Ontology annotation, molecular function: protein binding. The transcript has 3 exons.